Molecule: messenger RNA, 609 nt
Organism: Trachymyrmex septentrionalis
Lineage: Eukaryota; Metazoa; Arthropoda; Insecta; Hymenoptera; Formicidae
Exons: 3
Coding region: 1-609 (202 amino acids)
Source: RefSeq, a predicted model, not a curated record
AUGAUAAGUCAUUUAUACAUAAAGCAUGAUAAAUCAGAAAUAAUGGACAACCCAGAAUAUAAACCCCUAGCAACAAGCUUUAACCUUCAACGUCAAUUUUAUAACGAAAUCGACAGUGGGAAAUGUCUUCUAUCAAAUUGUGGCGUGACAAUUAAAAGUAAAUUUGGUAGAGCAUUACCAUUUAAAAACCAUUUGAUAACACAUCACGCAGACGAUAAAAAAAAUUUUUUUGCAAAAGUAGUAGGGAUUGUUGCUGGACGAAAAAUACUAAAUAAUUACGAAAUAACGGACACCGAAAUUGUGAAGUGCUCAUUUUGUCGGACGACAAAACCCUUGACAGGUUUGGACUCGCAGCCUGCUAAAGUACUCGCGGACUUAGGAAAACACUUGAACUCACAUGAUACGUAUGUAAAAUUACUACAAGAUGAAGUACCAAUCCUCGAAGACGAAGCAUCCAUACAAAUUGAACUAGAAAAGGAAGAAAAACUACAGCUAAAAGUAAAUGAAAAAAAGCAAAGCAUUGAUGAUGAUCUCUUAAUGGAAGAGACUUUAAGAACUAUAUCGGAAAUUACUGCAGAAGAUCGAGAUGUACCAACACUACAUGGAUAA